AUGGAGAUAAGAACUACUUUUUAUAUUUCUAUGAAUCAUUUAAAUGAGGCAUAUGGCCUGCUGGCUGCUUCUCAGAGUCCACCUGCCCAACCCAAGAAGGAAGCCAAUAAGGAGGUUGUUAAAGACAUUUCCAAGAAGAUAAACAAGAACACACCUGCUUUUGAGUUGGCCAGAAACAAUGCGAUAAAUAUAAAAAAAUAUGAAUUGGAACCCUCAUCAUCAGCAGUUACCACCACGAUACUAAACUUUGUGGAGAAACCACUCACUGUGAAUAUAUCUACCAUCUCUAAAGCACCCACUACUGAGGAGGCAUCUCUUUUAAAAAAGCCAUUAGUUUUAAAAGAGAAAACUACUACUAGGGACACAACCCAUAUCAAGAGGUCAUUAUCUUUAAAGAAGGACAUAUAUUGGAAUAAGACAUCUGGAUUUGUGGAGCCACUAUCCUUGCUGGAGGAGACUGAGAGUGAUUUGGAGUUUGUUUCAGAGCCAGUGACUUUUGGGAAUAAGCAUGAAACUGGAGAGACAACUUUCACUAAGACGACAUUAUCCUGCACGAAAUUGUAUAUAAGUCAAGAGAAGCAAUUCUGCUGUGUGAAGGAAUUGACCUCGCUGAACAAUAACAUUGAAAAGGAUUCUUUUGUGGGGCCAAUGAACUUUAGGAAGAAACCUAAAACUGAGGAGUCUACCACCACUGAGAGGCUGUUAACUUUAAAUAAGUGUACCACUGAAGAGAAGGUGUCUUAUAAGAGGAAGCCAUUAAUAUUGCAGAAAGCCACCUCCAGAGAGAAGUUGCUCAAUGAGGAACCAUUUCCUUUUGAAAAUAAGUCUACCACUAAGCAGUUCGGCUGUGUGAAGAAAAUGACCUCACUGGACAAUAACAUUGAAGAGGAUUCUUUUGUGGAGCCAAUGGACUUUAGGAAGAAACCUAAAACUGAGGAGUCUACCAGCACCGAGAGGCUAUUAACUUUACAUAAGUGUACCACUCAGGAGAAGGUAUCUUAUAAGAGAAAGCCUCUAAUAUUGCAGAAGGCCACCUCCAGAGAGAAGUUGCUCAAUGAGGAACCAUUUCCUUUUGAAAAUAAGUCUACCACUAAGCAGUUCUGCUAUGUGAAGGAAAUGACCUCGCUGGACAAUAACAUUGAAGAGGAUUCUUUUAUGGAGCCAAUGGACUUUAGAAAGAAACCUAAAACUGAGGAGUCUACCACCACCAAGGAGCUAUUAACUUUAAAUAAGUAUACCACUCAGGAGAAGGUAUCUUAUAAGAGAAAGCCUCUAAUAUUGCAGAAGGCCACCUCCAGAGAGAAGUUGCUCAGUGAGGAACCAUUUCCUUUUGAGAAUAAGUCUACCACUAAGGAGUUCCUUUUCCAAGAGCCAUUUCUGUUGCAAGAGAAGCAUACCACUGAGGGGGACAUGUCUGUCUUAAAGAAGCCCUUGGCCUUGCAAAAGAAUCCAACUGAGGAGGAGUCACUUUUAAAGGAGCCUUUGGUUUUUAAGAAGCAUACCAUUGAGAAGGCGACCCCCAGUGAGGUGCUAGUGUUUGCAAAGAGACGUACCACUGAAGAUAAGCUAUCCUGCUUGAAGAAGCCACUAGUAUUGCAGACCAUUUCUGAAGAGAAAUCACUCAUUAAGGAGCCAUUGUCCUUUAAAAAGAAGCCUACCACUGAGGAGGAGUUCCUCUUCAAGGAAUCAUCUGUGUUGCCAGAGAAGCACACCACUCAGGGGGAGGUAGCCCCCUUGAAGAAGCCUCGGGCAUUGCAGGAGAAUAUUCACAGCAAAGAUGAAUUUCUUAUGGAGCCAGUUUCCUUUAAGAAGAAACAUACCACAAAUGAGGCAAUCUCCAGCAAGGGGCCAUUAUCUUUAAAUAAGAAAAAGUACACCACUCAAAUAAUGAUGUCCAUCUGCCAAGAAGUGUUGGACUUGCAGAAUAUAAUUGGCAAAGGUACGGAUUUCUUUGUUAUGAAGCCAGGGUCAUUUAGGAAGAAGUCUUCAACUGAGGAGGCAAUUGACAAGACGCUGUUAUCUUUAAAGAAGAAGCAUAUCACUGAUACCAAAGAGGACUCCUUGAAGAAGCAGUUGAUUUUUCAGGAUAAAAGCACCACUGAAGAGGAUUUCCUUUUGAAGAAACCAUUGAUUCAGAAGAAGAAACUCUCCACUGAAGCAAUAAUAAGCACAGAGAGUCAAUUAUCUUUAAAGGAGAAGUCCACUGCUCAAGGGGAGGUGUUCCUCUUGAAGAAGCAAUUGUCCUUGCAGCAGAAGCCCAGCAUUGAGAAGGAUCCCCUCAUCAUUGAAGAAUUAACUUUUCAGGGGAAGCCUACCAUCGAUGAUUCAUUCAAUUUAAAGAUGUUGAAUAAGAAAUCUACCGCUCAGAAGAAGUUGUCCUUUGAGGAGCCGUUGACCUUGCAAGAUAAUCCCACCCAAAAGGAAGACACUUUUCUUAAAGAUUUAUCAACACUCCAAGUUAAUAACAGCUCACAUGUGUUCAACUCUCCCCCUGAAUCCCAAACAGGCAUGGCCAACUUUGGCAACAUGACUAGUUUGAGCAAGUAUAAAACCAAAAGGAAGUACAGUGCUCGUAAAUCCAGUUCCAAAAAACGUUUCUCCUAUUGGCGCCAUAUAUCAAAGAAGGAGAUAACAAUACUGGAGAUUAUUGAUGGGAGCCAUUAUGAUCCAUAUUUCAACUUAGCAUACACCAAGGAGAUCUUCAACUACAUGAAGGCGAGAGAGGAAAAGUUCAGACUUAAAAAUUACAUGAGAAGUCAGACUGAGAUCAACAGUGACAUGAGGGCCUCUCUUGUGAACUGGUUGGUGAAAAUACAGGUUAACUGUAAUCUGAAUCAUGAGUCUCUCUACUUGGCAGUGAAGCUGGUGGAUCACUACCUUAUGAAGAAAACAUGCAAGGAAGAGAAUCUGCAACUCCUUGGUGCCACUGCUCUUCUGAUUGCAGCAAAACUUGAGGAGACCGGCCCACCUAAGUUGGAUCGAUUCCUGCACUCCCGUAGAGAGGGUUUUCAGCGACAUGAGAUGGUUGCCAUGGAAAUCAGCAUUCUCAGUACCCUCAAAUUUGAAAUCAACAUUCCUGUCACCUAUCAUUUUCUGCGCAUAUUUUCUAUGAAUAUUCAUGUCAACAUUAGAACAGUGGUCUUAUCUCGAUUCAUCUGUGAGUUGACCCUGCAUGAAUAUGACUUCAUCCAGGAAAAGGGUUCCAAUCUAGCUGCUGCUUCCUUUAUUUUGGCCCUCCACAUGACGAAGCUUGGAAACUUGACUUAUUUCCUGAAUUAUCACUUUGACUUCGUGAUCUCUGAUCUUUACCUCUUGGUCAAAAAACUUAACACGCUGCUGACUUUGUAUCCUUGCAAUGAUAGGCUCAAGACUGUGUGUUUCAAGUAUUCUCACCCGAACUUUUAUGAAGUCACCAAAAUCCCCCCCUUGGACAAGUUGAAGCUGGAGGAAAUUUUUUACUCCCGCUAAUUCUGAAAUGAGGGCCUAGAACUCUGGCAGCAUAUAAACCAGGCUAUAUUUAUUCUGUCUUUGAAAAAUUUUUUUGAUCACUUUUCUUCA
Molecule: messenger RNA, 3558 nt
Organism: Myotis davidii
Lineage: Eukaryota; Metazoa; Chordata; Mammalia; Chiroptera; Vespertilionidae
Gene: CCNB3
Product: cyclin B3
Exons: 11
Coding region: 1-3468 (1155 amino acids)
Biological process (GO): regulation of cyclin-dependent protein serine/threonine kinase activity; mitotic cell cycle phase transition
Cellular component (GO): cytoplasm; nucleus; cyclin-dependent protein kinase holoenzyme complex
Molecular function (GO): cyclin-dependent protein serine/threonine kinase regulator activity
Source: RefSeq, a predicted model, not a curated record